Molecule: messenger RNA, 1068 nt
Organism: Strongylus vulgaris
Lineage: Eukaryota; Metazoa; Nematoda; Chromadorea; Rhabditida; Strongylidae
Source: the annotation of a GenBank genome assembly
UCUUUUGGUGCAGCAUUGGAAGUAGUCACAUUAUCACCGCAUGCAUUCAUUCCAGAGAUAUUAUUUCCGAGAGCGUUUCGGCAAGAAACCUUAUCCCCACGUGCCUUCAUCGGCGCUGUUUUGUCGCCUAACGCUCUUAUUGCACGAAUACUUUCGCCUACUGCAUUACGUCUCGAAGUGCUUUCACCACGAGCUCUUCACGCAUGGGUUCUCAGUCCUGAAGCUCUUUUGGUUGAGGUUCUUUCGCCACGAUUCCUUGAUCCCAGAGUGCUUUCACCUAUGGCGUUAAUCGUAGAAGUUCUCAGUCCUGGUAUCCUUUCACCCUACGUAGGAUCUGCUGAGAUAGCAUCUGUGCUAGUGCUAAGUCCCCACGUCUUAUCACCUCGUGUCAAAAGUCCAGAAAAGAUGGUUAUUGAAGUUUUGUCACCUCACAUAUUGGGAGGACCUCACUCGCACGAGGAAGCUUUCCAUCAAGUUGCAGAAUUCGGUUCACACAGUCCUCAUUAUCACUCAGAUGGGGAUCAUGAAAGAGAGGAGAACACCCAUCAUAGUCACGAACUGGAGAACUCGUUAUCUUUGGAGUCCUACACGGGACAUGGAGGGUUGUCAAGUGUUGGGAGCCGGGGUCAUCAUGCACACGACGGUCACGGACACAAUGGUGGAGAGGCGCUUCCAGGAUUAGGAGGACUUCUAGGAGCGGGGCCUCAUGGGAAUACGCAGGAUCCAUUCUUCGCCCUGCUUUCACCUCCAAAUCAUCAUGAUAAUGAUGGGCAUUCAGAACACAGUCAUGGAGAUCACGGAACUGAUCCAAUCUCUAUACUUUUUGGUCAGGGAGAUGAACACGGUGGACAUGGAUUCUUCCCUAGUCUAUUUCCUGGACAUCAUGAACACGCAUCUCAUGCAGGAGACCCAUUUUCAGAACUGUCAUCACUUUUGGGUUUAACAAGCCAAAAUCAACAUACACAUAAUGAACAUGUGAGAGAAGAGGCAGAACACGGACAUAAAGCACAUGGAUCUCAUGAAGAGGAGUCAAUUCCAGGCUUGCCACGUAAGUCAGAUAUUUUUUAG